Trametes versicolor FP-101664 SS1 is the source of this 1641-nucleotide messenger RNA. Its product is annotated as cytochrome P450. The transcript is spliced from 14 exons. Gene Ontology annotation, molecular function: oxidoreductase activity, acting on paired donors, with incorporation or reduction of molecular oxygen; iron ion binding; monooxygenase activity. The record is from RefSeq and is a predicted model, not a curated record. Lineage: Eukaryota; Fungi; Basidiomycota; Agaricomycetes; Polyporales; Polyporaceae. Bases 1 to 1641 code for a protein of 546 amino acids.
AUGCUCGCCCAAUACCUCAUCGGCGCCGGCGUCGCAUACGUUCUUUUGAAGCUUGUCAGGUGGUUUUUAGCGCCGAAGUCGCCGCUCGACAACGUCAUCGGGCCGCCUGUGCCAUCAUGGAUAGCUGGCCACAUGUUAGAGCUGUACGACAAGCAACUUGGAUGGAACUUCCAUCAUGAGCUCCGAACCAAGUACGGCCCCGUAUCCAAGCUUCAGUUUCUGUUCGGCAAACCGCUACUAUACGUCUACGAUCCUACAGCAAUGCAAACUAUUGUCUUGAAGGAGCACCGCCGCCAUGAGCCGCUUUUCGAAGAGCUUCCAUAUCUUAUGAGCAUCGGAAUGGACACCUUCGGCCCCGGCCUGCUAUCGACUGUGGGUGGUACGCACCGAAGGCAACGCAAGCUGCUGAACCCGAUCUUCUCGCCUAAAAAUCUCCGGCUCGCCACCCCAACGUUCUAUGAAGUUGCUCACCGUCUCUCCAAGGCGAUAAAAGCGCUCGUAGUGGCUGGAGAUCAACAAGUCGACAUGGCGCAGUACAUGGCACGGGCAGCACUCGAGCUCGUUGGGCAGUCCGUGCUUGGUCAGUGCCUGGACCCGCUCACCGAAAAGGGCAGUAACCCCUAUACUGAAGCACUGAAAUCGUAUAUACCGACAUUCACCGCAUUGACCCCAUUCUUUCAGUUCUAUCGAUAUGGGCGCCCGUUCAUUCCCACUGCUCUGCGGCGGCCGAUCAUGGACUCCCUGCCUUCCCGACGUGUCAAAGCGCUGCUUCGCAUCAUCGACACGAUGCACAGUAAUGCGGUGCGCAUAUUUGAAGAGAAAAAAACUCUAGUGGAAUCGCGCGAGAAGGCUGAUGACGAGGAAGAGAAAGGGAAGGAUUUGACUACCCUCUUUCUGAAAGCCAACGUGGGCGCGCCGAAAAAGGACGCAUUAACGGAGGAGGAGCUCAUCGCACAGCUCUCGACUCUUAUAUUCGCCGCAACGGAUACAACUUCCAACGCGCUCACGCUCAUCCUCGAGUGUCUCGCCAAGAACCCUGAAGUACAGGACAAGCUGCGUACAGAACUUAGAGAAGCGAAAAGUCGCCACAAGGGUGGAGAUCUCCCGUACGACGAGUUGAUGGCCUUGCCGUAUCUCGACGCAGUGUGCGCGGAAACCCUACGAGUGCACGUCCCGGCUCCAAUGCGCAUCCGCGAAGCCCAAGUCGACGCCGUCCUUCCCCUCUCCUCACCGAUCCGCGGAAACGACGGCACCCUCAUGCACUCUAUUCCUGUCCCCAAAGGCACCUACGUCUUCAUCGCUAUCCAGGCCGCGAACAUCAACCCGGACCUCUGGGGCGCAGACGCGCACGUGUGGCGCCCUGAACGUUGGCUCGCGCCCCUCCCGGGGACGAUCGCGGAGGCAAAGAUCCCAGGGGUAUAUUCGAAUCUGAUGACGUUUUGGGGUGGAGGGCGCUCAUGCAUAGGCUUCAAGUUCGCUCAGCUCGAAAUGAAGGUUGUCCUCGCAGAGCUAAUCUCGACAUUCGCGUUUGAGAAGACCGACGCGCCUGUGGUCUGGAACCUCGGCGAAGUGGUUCACCCCACUAUCGGCGCGGACUCAUCACACCCUGAGUAUCCGAUGAAGGUCACCCUGGUGCAGUGA